Molecule: messenger RNA, 3837 nt
Organism: Camponotus floridanus (Florida carpenter ant)
Lineage: Eukaryota; Metazoa; Arthropoda; Insecta; Hymenoptera; Formicidae
Gene: Usp20-33
Product: ubiquitin carboxyl-terminal hydrolase 20
Exons: 4
Coding region: 738-3491 (917 amino acids)
Biological process (GO): protein deubiquitination
Molecular function (GO): zinc ion binding; cysteine-type deubiquitinase activity
Source: RefSeq, a predicted model, not a curated record
UGGGAACGUCUGUCAACAUUGCAAGAAAUAGUAAAUCCAUCGUAGAUCCGAACCCCAUUAGUAUCAGACUACGCAUUGACUGACGCAAAGUCGAGAUUAAAAAUUGAAGAUUGAAAUUUUACUCAAAAGUCUCCUCUUGUCUUGAUUGAUCAAAUUCCAAUCUUCAAUUCUUAAUCUUCGUGUAAUCUGAGGGACUUUAAACCUGAUUCAUACGUCAAAUUGCGCAAUACGUUGAACACUUUCCACAUGUUGAAACACAAGUUGACCAAUCAAAGCAGAGAGUCAUUAGCUCCAAUUGGUUAAUCGAACGUUUCGAAAUGUUUCAAGCGUUAGGUAAAGUAUAUAUCCAUAAUAAUAUCAUUUAGUUUAGAUUAAUUGAUUCCCUCGCAUGUACAUUUCAUAAUAAAUCCGUCUGGAUAAACCUUAACAUUCGUUUACACUGAGGUAUGUAUACACCCAUCUGUCCUUCAAUGACAAUCAUUUUCGUGCGUGACACUCGCAGCGGUUAACUAGGCGCGCGCGGGACAUGUCUCGGUCAGGUUAGAUAGUGACGUUACAAUGAUCAACAUCGGCAACGUAGUGCAACGAUAGCAACUCUGACGAUGACAGUGACACGUGUUGUCACGGGCAAGGCGUAGUCAGGACAAUAAUCCCGACUGCGGGUGAAAGCGACGACGGUUAUCGUACACUCAUCGUAGUUUCAUUCAAGCGGAAGACGACUCGAUUGCGUGGGAAAGAUGCCGUUAGUCGUGAGAAAUUGUCCGCAUCUGGCGAACCGCGGCGAUCUCGCCUUCAUCGAGGCGCUGAUGACGCGGGAGGAACGUUUCGCCAAGUGCAGCGAUUGCGACAUUUCGGGACCCAAUCUCUGGCUCUGCCUGUUCCCCGACUGCCGCUGGGUCGGCUGCGCCGAGACGCAUCUCGACCACAGCACCAUUCAUAAUCAAACCUAUCCGACCCACUGCGCCCACAUGAAUCUGUCUACCAAGAGAAUCUGGUGUUAUGCCUGCAAGAGCGAGGCUAUCGCCAAACAUGUACCCUCACCCCCGUUGUCGCCCACGCAAGUGGAGUUUAAAACUAUGGGCAACAAGUUUGCCGGGGAUGCUCCUGGUGGUAGCGAAUCCAAACUGGAUGGCUUGGACAGAUUGAUGUUCGAUAAAUUUUAUGGAGAUUGGGUCGCAAACAGAAUUAAUUCGGAAAAAGGAAAUUCAUUUAAUGAGCGAUCUGAUUCUCCUGAUAGUACAGAUUCGGAUGAGAGUAAGGAUUUCUCUGGGAAGCCAAGAGGUUUGGUAGGCUUGCAGAAUAUUGGCAACACGUGUUACAUGAAUGCAGCAUUACAAGCUCUAUCCAAUGUGUCUCCCUUGACACAAUUCUUUUUGGACUGUGGUCAUAUGGUUAAUUACAUGUCGAAAGACAGGAAACCUGGGCUGAGUCUAAGUUACUUGACUCUCGUUCGGGAUAUGUGGAGUAAAAAAAACAAGGGAUGUGUUGUACCGCAUGGUGUUCUAUCAGGUAUCAGGACAGUCCAUCCCAUGUUUAGAGGGUAUCAUCAACACGAUACUCAAGAAUUUCUCAGAUGUUUUAUGGAUCAACUACACGAGGAACUGAAAGAACAUAUCGAGGAUGAUAGAGAUGUUCAGCUGCGACUCAAAGGACUAGGCGAUCACUCGUCAGAGGACGAGGAUGAGGCCGAGAUAGAUGGUAACGCGUCCAGUCAGUCCGACGCCGAGUACGAAACGUGUGACUCGGGCGUAAGCGAACAGAGCUCGCUGAGCGAUGAAGGUGAACGUGGUACGAAGAGACGGUAUUCUCGAGUGUCGCAGACGGAAAAGCUACGUAACAAAUUCACCAAUAGAAACCUGAAAAAGUCGAAUAUGGAGCCGGCGUUUGCUCCGCCGCAACGUUCCCCGCAAAAUUCGCCGGCUAAGCAUCGCACCAAGAAGCAAAUGAAAACACGCAGCAUCAUCAGCGACACGUUCGAUGGUAAGCUCCUUAGUAGCGUGCAGUGCCUGACAUGUGAUAGGAUUUCCACUCGGAUAGAGACUUUCCAAGACUUGUCCUUACCCAUCCCGAGUAGAGAUCACAUCGACAUGUUGCAUCAAGGAUCGCUAACGCCGCAGAAGGCCGGACCAUGUUCUGACGUAGUCUACGUGACCAAUCAGUCGGGAUGGCUAUCAUGGUUUUUGCAAUGGAUGCGUUCGUGGUUCUGGGGACCAGUGGUCAGUCUGCAUGACUGCCUCUCCGCAUUUUUUAGCGCCGACGAGCUCAAAGGCGACAAUAUGUACAGCUGUGAGAAGUGCAAUAAGUUACGCAAUGGUAUCAAAUUCUCCAAAGUCCUGGAACUGCCCGAGAUAUUAUGCGUUCAUUUGAAGAGAUUCCGUCAUGAAUUAAUGUUCAGUUCAAAGAUCGCCAAUUACGUAUCAUUUCCCCUCGAAGGUCUCGAUAUGCGACCAUAUCUGCACAAGGAGUGCGUGUCCAAAGUUACAACUUAUAAUUUAAUAUCAGUCAUUUGCCAUCAUGGUACGGCCGGUGGCGGCCACUACACCUGUUUCGGAUUGAAUCCAGUCACCAACAAAUGGUACGAGUUCGACGAUCAGUACGUGACGGAAGUGUCGCCGGACACGGUGAAGCAAUGCGAGGCGUAUGUACUCUUCUACAAAAAAUGGUCACCGGAAAUGUUGCAAUUGCGUGAUAAGACUAUGGAACUCAUGGAAAUAUCGUCUCGCGAGCUAUCUGAUCUAAACUUCUUCGUGUCUCGACAAUGGAUUAACCGCUUCAAUACAUUCUCGGAACCCGGGCCGAUCGAUAAUUCCGACUUUCUGUGUCCUCAUGGGGGAGUGAUUCCCGUUAGAGCGCAUUUCGUUGACAAGAUCAGUAUGCCUAUACCACAGGCAGUUUGGGAAUAUUUAUACAAUGCAUUUGGAGGAGGUCCAGCCUGCACGCAUCUGUAUGAGUGCCCAAUCUGCGAAGAGAAGUAUGAAUCCUUGCAGAAACGUAGGCAAUACGAGAUGGAACUAUUCCAACGAUUGAAUCACACUACCGACAAUCACACGGCUAUCUAUGCAUUAGCUAUGGCUUGGUUGAGACAAUGGCAGAGCUUCGUUCGAGGGAAAGAGACACAGCCGCCAGGACCAAUUGAUAAUAAUUCCAUCGUUGUAAAUAAAAAUGGACAAAAUAGUCUUAAAGUUGGCUCGGAUUACGGUCAAAUUCCUGAAGAGUUGUGGCAAUUUUUCUUGACUACAUAUGGCGGUGGACCAGAAUUGAUGCUGCACUCGUGUCAACGACCGGUGCCCACUCAGCCUAAUGUUUCUAUACAUUCCGUGUCGAAUCCAAAUUUAAUAGAUUCGAAUCUGAAGUGUAAUCGCAUAGAGGCUAAGUCUAAUAAACUUACUACGACCAGGAGUUCGGAAACGAUUUCGCAACAGGACAGCGCAAUUGAAAGCCUACUUUCGAGCAGCGACUCCCAUCAAACACAGAGGGACGUAAGCGAAUAAAUCACAAAUGAAUUGCGAUUUUGCGAUAUCCCGUUCAUUAGGACAAACAUUUCCAUUGAUUCUUUAAGUUAGCCUGUAAGUAAUCAAAUUAUUCUAAUUUCGCAAAACUCCACGUUUUAUGCUCGGAAUAGCUUGAUACUUCCUUAAAUUUUUAUAGGUGAGAUAUUGUGCACUGGAAUGUAUAGUAUCUGUGUCUGUGUUUUUAGUAUUGUGGAAAUAAAAUGAUCACUGUCAUUUUGCGAUUUGAAGAUGGAGAAAGACAAUCAGAUAUCUUUGUAUCGAUUGUAGCGAUUUAUGUACAAAAUUUGUAAAAUUAAAUUCCUUCAUAAUGUGCAAUAAAUUCUAA